Molecule: messenger RNA, 2285 nt
Organism: Rhododendron vialii
Lineage: Eukaryota; Viridiplantae; Streptophyta; Magnoliopsida; Ericales; Ericaceae
Exons: 4
Coding region: 169-1731 (520 amino acids)
Source: RefSeq, a predicted model, not a curated record
CCUUUGACGGGAUCGAAAAGAAAUUACAGAAAUCUAAUUAAAGAAAUCUUGCUCCCCAUCUUAAACCGCCAAAGGGUGUUUGGAGAAGUCCCAUCACACUUCACAGGAAUUGCAGCAGGCAGAGACGUUUCGCCAUCUGAAGGAGCUUCUCUUUCAGGCAUUAAAAAAAUGGUUCAAUUAUUUCUAUCUGAACCCACCUGGAGCGAUACCGUGGAUGAUAAAUCCGUUAAGCAUCGUAUAUCUCUUCUGAACGAGUUGCAAUCCUUGAUGUGGUCAGUUCUUGCGUCACACGGAGGUCAGUCCGAGGCUCGAUUGUGGCUUUGCAAUAGUAUUUCAAGCAUGAGUUCGGUGACUCCGCGCCAUCGGCGUGAUCUUUUUGUGAAGAUAUUGAGGUCCAAGCCACUGAAAAGGGCCCUAGCAGCUCAAAUUCUUCAAAUGAUAUUUGAGAAGCUGCCGCGUAAAGCCGGGUCUAUCUUAGCCAAGAGAAGCCACCUGCUGGAGGAUUUCUUCAAAGGAAAUCCAAGGCGAAUAUUGCAGUGGUUUUCUUGUUUCGCUGGAAGUGGUAAUUUUGGGCACAGAAAAGGUGCCAAGGCAUUGUCUCAAUUUGCUUUUGUGAAUCGGGACAUCUGUUGGGAGGAGCUCGAGUGGAAGGGGAAACAUGGACAGUCUCCUGCCGUGGUUGCUACAAAGCCUCAUUACUUCCUUGAUUUGGAUGUCCAACAAACGGUGGAAAACUUUAUCGAAAAUGUGCCUGAAUUUUGGUCAUCCAAUGAGUUUGCUGAUUCAUUAGAAGAUGGUGAGAUUUUGUUUGUUGAUACAAAAUUCUUCCUAGACUUCUUUGUCAAUUUGAUGUACAAAGAGGAUGCAAAAGAAGUAUGGGAACUCAUAAAUGACUUUCUGAUGGAGGAAUCUUUCUCUUCUUUGUGCCACCACCUUCUUAUUAUUCUUGAAGAACGAGACUUCUGUGUUUUCUUGGAGUCACUCCGUAAAGUUCUCAAUCCGAGGAUUGAGUCAGUUGAUUUUGGUGACUUAUCAUGUUUGCUUGAGAUUAUACUUUCGAAGUGCAGAGAUUCUGCAUCUAUCGAUCAACUCCUCAUCCUAAAUGCAGUUGUAAGUCAAGGACGGCAGAUUCUGCGGCUUUUGCAUGAAGAAGGGGACGAGGACGAAAAAUUAAAAAUUGAAGACAUUGUUGCACAGGUUUGCAUGUGCUCAAGCCAUCCCAGUAGCUUGGCCCCAAUCAUGAAAGAAUGCUUUCAGGAAAAGAGCAUAGAAUCAGUAAAAUUGUUGGGCUUACAGUCUUGGGCUCUUCAUUACAGGUUAUCAGAGGAUUGCCAGAGUCCCGAGUCCUGGGAAUCGCUGUUCAUAGAUAAUGGAAUAAGCUUUCGCAAGUCCAGCAGUUAUGAGUUGUUACACAGUGAUGGAUUUUCAGAAGAAUGGGAGUCUGAUUUGGAUGAGAAAACUUCUGUUAGACUAAAACGGAAAAAGAAAGAGAAGCGUAGAAAGAAAAGGAGAAAAAACCUGGAUGACAGUGACUGCUAUGACAAUGAGCUACUGGAUAUUGAUAUGUCAAAGAACAGGUUGAGUUUGCAAUCUAGGGCUGGAAGUUGGUUUCUAUCUACUGAUGGGUAUUCUACUUCAUGGAGCAGUGUGGAUUUACCAGAACAUCUUUCUAAGUAUUGCUUUUCCACAUGGAUGAAGUGGGUUUUUGCAAGAUGGGGUGACGGAACUUGAUUCUUUUGCAUGGAUUGUUAAUCCUUAUUCUUUUGGCGUAAAUUCGGGGGAAAAAAUUGCUUGGAAGCGUAUCCCCUGGGCAUGUAGAGAUUAUAGAUGGACGAUAUAAGAUUAUUGAGCAGAUUUGCAUUCAAAGUGUCAACUUCAUAGAUCUCAUGGGUUGAAUGGGCCAAAGAAAUCGUCGUCGUAAGUUACUAUUUGCUGUUGUACUUUAUGCGCUAAGGAGAACUCUAACAGUACAAUUAGCUGAAUUUCAAUGAUUCUGAUAUGCAGGGUGAUAGCAAAGACAGUUUUCUUCAUUGAUUCUGAUCUGUAUGGUGCUACAAAGACAGUUGAACACAGACAGUUUUCAUACAUGUUGAAGGACUAAUAACAAGUAGAUUUGAGUUUUGAAGGCAACUUUGCUGCCUAUUGUUUUAGAGUGUUAUACUAUUUGUUGUCUUGCAUUCGAGGCCCUGUGAUUAUUAGACUUGUACAGUGAGCAAAGACGAAGUAAUCAAACAAUCUCUGUUCUCGCUCUUUUACCAUCCAAUCACUGAUGUUUUGAAUGCUAA